Messenger RNA from Anguilla anguilla (European eel), 5162 nucleotides. It is a transcript of the gene ushbp1, whose product is annotated as Usher syndrome 1C binding protein 1. Lineage: Eukaryota; Metazoa; Chordata; Actinopteri; Anguilliformes; Anguillidae. Bases 273 to 2396 code for a protein of 707 amino acids. The record is from RefSeq and is a predicted model, not a curated record. The transcript is spliced from 14 exons.
AGUUACAUUCAUCGGCUCGAGGUGUUGCAGAUGGGAUAGAGCUUGAGAAGAGUUCUUGUGUGUCACUAACUGGCCAGAUGGGGACGUCACAGCGCUGAGUCUGUGUGCUGAGAGAGGUGGGGAUGGGAAAGACUUGCAGCCAGCGAGCACACAAACAGGAGGUUGCAACCAAGAAUCUGGAGCCUUUGGAAGGUAUAAUUAUAUAUACCAAACAACAGAAUAACAGUCUCUGCACAAAGGCACAAAGCCCUGCAGAAGUUGGAAGCUAAUCCAUGGACAGUGCAGAAUGGCUAGGAGAUCAGAAGGAAGUUCUGACUGAGGAAAAGAGAGCUGAGACAUGCAGGGUGGAGACCCCAGUUCCCACUGGCCCUUCAGAGUUGGAGAUGGCCCAGUGUGAGGCAGAGAUGGGCACUUUGCUGAAGGUCAUUGCAGAGCUAAACGGGAGGAUGAACGCCUUGCAAACUACCAGGGACUCGGUUGACAGUGCCACCUUGGGGCAGGAGGAGAGCAACAUUCCCACUCCAGGGUCUCUGCCCAAUCCAUCCUCACAGGGCAUUCCUGAGGAAAUGGAUUUACCCACACCUUCUGAGACUUCUGGAACUGAGAAUGAGGACAGUGCUCAGCUGUGGAUGGAACUGCAGGGGGCUCUGGCUGCUCUAGAAGGUUCAGUGAUUGAAGGAAGGACCUGGGCUGCCCCACUCACUGCCUGCAAUGAGGAAAAACACACCCAGCACCUGACUGCUGCUACAGAGAGCUGGGUCAAGGCCACACAGGUUCUGGAAGAGCUGGAGAGAGAGUUUGGAAUCUCGUAUCCCUCAGAACUCCCUGCCGAGGAGAAGCAGAAAUAUCAGCACAAUGUCCUGUCUUUACACAAACACAACUGCACCCUCCGUGCUACCUUGCAGUGCCGGGAGAAUGAGCUAUGCAGGUCAAAGGUCACACUGAACAGCUUGAAGGAAGAAAGAAACAAACUGCAGUUAAAGCUGCUUAGCCUUCAGAAGCACAUGCAUGCUGGGGGCAGCCCCUCCCCUCCGACCAGCCCUUCCAGUUCCUCAAGCGGAGCCAUGAGUCCUUGCUGGGCAUCCCCCCCUUUCCCUGGAUCCCCCUUGCUCCUAAGAAGGCCAACCGCUGCAUUUCCAGCAUUCGCCACAGGGGGCGACAGCACACUGCCCUUCUCUUCCUCUCUCGGCCCCCCAGUCUCCGGUAGCCCCAGCUCAAGUGUGUCGGGCGGCUUGGAGACAGAGACCGACCGUCUCCAGAGGUGUAUAGAGAGGCUGAAAGCAAGGAAUGAGCGCCUGUCUGCUGCCCUGGAGAGGAGGAAGGGGGAGUCAGAGCAAAUCAGCAUGACUCUCAGCAGACACGAGGCUAACAGCACAGCCCUGCAAAUGGCUCUGAAAUACAGUGAGGAGUGUGAAGAGGCCUACAAUGCGCUCCUAUGUCUGUAUGAUAGCAGGAAACAACAGGGCAUGCCAGAGCCCAGGGAGGCAACAGAGACUGUAAAAGAAAGCCCGCUGCCGAGGGAUUUAAAACCAGAAACCACAAGUCCAGAGACUGGGGAAUCUUUGCCCACUCUUUCACCACCAGGGGGUGCUAAGGAGGCUGUUGAGCACCAACCCAGCAGGGGAACUCCAUCAACCUUAGAGGGGCAGGAAAAGGUCAUUCGAGAGAAAAUCAUGAAACUGAAGCAGGACAGGGCAGCAGUGUGUGUCCCAGCACGGGAGCCCGAUGGAGAGCGGAAACCCAGCCCAGACACAGGCACUCUUCUUGGGUCCAGGAGUCAGGAAACCACCAGGCCUCACAGCAUUAAGAGGGAGAAGGCCGCUCUGCUGUACGAGCUGGUUACUGUCAGGGAGGAGAUGUCAGAGCUGCGGGGGACCAUCAGGCUGACGGAGAAAGAGAGGCGGUGCCUGGACUGGACGCUGACCACACAGAGGGCCCAGGAUGUGGCUGGGGCUCUGAUAGCUCACUGUCUGAGGGAGGAGCUGGAGGACAGACAAACAGACAGGCAGAGGUUAGCUGAGAGGGGAGCAACACUGGACUCCAGCAGGGGCAUCCCCGGUCCCCGAAAUCGCACCCUCCUACGAGAGCUCCAAGCAGCCCUGCAGCGGGAGCAGGUGUUGAAGAGAAGAGUGACAGCUGUGCGGGAAUCACUUGACACUGCUCUCACAGACAGUGCCACUAGGAGGAGGUACAGCGAAGAAGAGAGGGCACAGCUUGUUCUUGCUCAUAGCAAAGCUGCUGAGACAUAUCGGAGUGCACGCAGGAAGUACCGUGAGCAGCUGUGGAGGCUUGAGCGGCAGGUGACAGCCAUGUCAGAACGUCACAUGACCCAGAUCACCGGCCUGAAGGCCACACUUGAGGCCCUGGAAUGGAAGAGGGAAGAGACGGUACUGUGAUGGUUGCUCUGCACCCCCUCCCUCCCUCCCUCUCUUUCUCUCUCUCUCUCUCAGUACAGAUCUGUGGAUGGACAGAAAGAAACAUUAAAAAAGAAAAACCAUUAAAAACUGUUCAUAUUCUCCAACUGAAAUGAGUGAAAGUGCCAGAGCGUAGUGAAAACUUUAUUUUCACUAUUGUUUUCUACCCAUUAGCAAACAGGCCGGUUCCAAUGAUUGACUUUUGUGUAACAGAAGCUCACAUGAAUCGUGUAUUGCUGGAAUAUUGUGCAUGAAAACAACUGCAAUGCAUUAAAUUUUUAUGCAACACAAAAAUGUUCUGUAAAACAUUUUUUAAGGCAAGCUUGUUAACAGAAUUUAUGUUUUUUUUGAGGUGAAAUUACCAUUGAAGUUUACAUUUCAGCAGUCUUGUCCAUUCUAUAGGUUUGCUGUGGUGCAAACACAUAUGCUGCCAUCAAUAAUUCAUACUGGCUUUGUGGUGAAAAAAAAAAUGCAUGCAGAAAUAAGAGAGUGUUGAAAUGAGCGUGAGGUGACCCAGAGAUCUUGUCACCACACAAGCGGGAUUGCUGUUUACACAAAAGAAAGAAAGACAAAUCAAUAAUAUUACUGGAUGACACACACAUAUAGACAAAAGAAGAGAAAAAAAACAUCCCACGACUCUAAUACUAAUGGACUGAAGGGGGAUGGGGAAAGGAUAAUGGAGGAUGUGCUCAGAAAUUCCCAGCCUGCCCAUUUAUCUCUUUCCUUCAGUACCUUUGAAUCCCUCUUUCUGGAGUGGACACCCAGUCCCUAUCCCUUCCUCAUCUGGCUGCCAGCAGCUGUGACUCCUUUCCAUGGGUUACAGGGAAAGGGUCAAGUGUCAUACCCAUGGGGACACAGGACGCUCCAGCUCUUGUUUAAAAGUUUGAAAGAAGGGUUCAGAAGGCCACCCUAUACUGUGAGCAUCUAAAGGCCCUGACCCUCGCCUAAUCCUUCCCUUCCAGGAGAGGUCACUUGGUGGAGGUGGGGGUUGUCAUGGGGCAGCUUUUCUGCGUGAGAUAUAAUGAUGAUUAUUACCAUUAUCACAACCAAUUGUCUUCAUUAAUAUAUCAUAAUGGCAUUUUUGUGUUUGCCUCUCCAAAUGCUCCAUUUAUUUACAAGGCGCAUCAUAUUUUAUGGCAUAGCAUAGCUUAGUGUAUUAGAUUCAGUGUUUUUCUGUUGUGAGAAGUAAGAAUCUGGGUUAGGUAAAUUGUGUAUUAUAAAAGAUAAGGACUGUUUGAUACAGAAAUAGCAUUGAUUCUUUCACUUUUCAUUCUCUGUAGUAAACCAUGGUUCAGUUCCAAAGAUGGUACUGCUUUUGGGAUAGAAUUGCUGCUGUGUAAGCAUUAGAAAUUGUAUUAAUCUGUAUCUUAUGUUAUUAGCCAUUGGCUGGAUUUUAAAAGCUAAUUAUGUCUCUGGUUCACCUACACAAAAUCAGCUUAAAAAAUAAUUAGCAUAUUCAGGAAAGGUCAUGUCUUGUGGUAAUCCUUGUAUAAUGAUGUACCAGAUAGAAUUUAUUGAAGGAUUAAUGCAACCUUUCCUCCUACCAAAAUGAAGAUGUACGAAUGUGAUAUACUUGGCUUGGCUUUCAAACACUGGCUCGAGUUACUGCGCUCAACAAGGUGGGGAACUUUGCAGGUAUGUUACAGAAGAAACUAAAUACAACAGAAUAUCAUCAUCUUGGGAAACAAGAGAGGGAAGGAAAAAUACAAGAUUCCAGUGACAAUAAGGCAGCUUUUAUGGGACAAUGACAGGAGCUGUCAGAAUGAGGUGGGGGUAGUGAUGAAGAUGGGGUCCCCCUCCCCGCAUGCACACUCAGGGCCAUGACCCACAGGGUUAAGGUCACCUCAUUUACUCCCAGCCUCUCUUUCAGAUUGAAAUGAGCUGCUCCCGUGGGCUGUGGGAGGGGAUCACAGCCUCGGCCCUGUCCCUUGUUUUCUCACAGACAUCGGCUCUCCCACUUCUCCCUCUCUCUCCUGCGGGGCCGCUGGCCCUGACCUGGCGCUGCCCUCCCUUUCCCAGUGCGCCGUUCCCACUCUCAGGGGUCGAGACAGCGCCGGGGGUGAAAGGUCAGAGAGGGGAGGCGUUUAAGAUGUGGGCGCAGUUCGACCUCGAUCGCACACAAGCUUACUGAAAAAGAAAACAAGCAAAUGACAAGGACGUACACAAAGAUACUCUCUGAUAUGCACACAUUCCUGAGACUGAUAAAAACCUACUUUGGAAGGAUUGAGCCUCCUGAACCCUCCGGAGCCGCACCAGAUUGCUUUGAAACAUCGAGGUGUUUGGAGAGUGUGGACCUUUUCGUGAUGCCUUGCAACAAUAACUGCCCUCUCUGGGUACAAAGGGUCCCACGAGAAACAACCGUCUUCAAGGGGGCCUCUAGUCUCUUCACAUCCCAUCGAAGGACCCAAUUACCUCAUUGACACUGUUAAUGCCUUAUACUGUAAGAACAGGAUUAUGUGAAUAAGGUCCUUAAAGGCAAAGGACAUGGACAGGAGGGGGAUGGGGGAGGUAAGCGGGUUUUUAAUCCACUUAUGUCCAGAAAUACCUUAAUUAAGCUCAUUAGUGCCUAAUUGCGCCCACUUUAAUAUUCUUCCCCCUGUCUCGCCAACUCCAGGGAACGCUGGAGAGCAGAUUGUGGACUUAGGUUUAAAAAUGAUUGACACAAGGCAUCCUGUUUGUAGUCAUCCCCACUUUUUUUAAUGCUAUUCAUUUCAGACAAAAAAAGAUCAAUAAAAUGCUUUAAAAAUC